Molecule: messenger RNA, 681 nt
Organism: Oikopleura dioica
Lineage: Eukaryota; Metazoa; Chordata; Appendicularia; Copelata; Oikopleuridae
Source: the annotation of a GenBank genome assembly
AUGCGACGCUUUGGAGAGUCGAAGCGCAUCUCUCGGAACAAGCGAAUCGACCAGCAACAGGAGCUUAGGUGGAAGCGACCAAAUGGCAACUCUUUUUUCCAAAGCCUCCCCACCAGAAAGGUGCAUGAUAUCCGAGAGAAACGAUCCGAGAAGUACUUCGAAGACACCGAACAAGAAAGGGAAGACAUGAUGAAUAGAAUGGUCCGAGCGCCGCGGAACGCAUGUAGCUUGAUAUUUUUUUUCGCGAUAAAUCCAUUUCUUGGUCUCUUUAAUAUCGGCAUGUACAUCUACGCGUCCUAUUUGCUCAGCCUGGCGAAAAAAGCUCUUGUUCUUAAUCGCUUGGAGAAAGCAAACGGACUGACGGUGCAUGCUCUAAAAUGGUCCUGGUAUUCUUUGAUUACUGCAAUUUUUCUAGCCUGCUACAUGCCUUUUUCGGUCAUUAUUUUCAUCAUUCGACAUGCGGACGCCGUCAAGGCUGGAAUUCCUAUCGACGUCAUUUGGGAUCUUGAUCAGCGCUGUGGCAAAGGCGAUGAAAGUGCUUGUGUUUGCAUGAAAGCCCUGUCCUCUAUUACUGUAUCCCCCGAAGAACCCACUGUUCCGUCAACUGUAAUUGACUACUGUACUGUACCAUUGUCAAGCCUAGGCUUCGACUCAUCGCUCCUUCAAGUUCAAAAUCGUUGA